CUAUUUCAGCUAUAGAAAUCCAGGAAGAGAAAGAAAGGGAUUCUGAAUGGUCUCCAAGAGGCUCAACGGCAGGACUGGAGGUUCAGAAAUCUCCGAGAGGCUCAACAGCAGGAUUAGAGGUUCAGAAAUCUCCAAGAGGUUCAACGGCAGGAUUGGAGGUUCAGAAAUCUCCAAGAGGUUCAACGGCAGGUCUGGAGGUUCAGAAAUCUCCAAGAGGUUCAACUGCAGGAUUGGAGGCUCAGAAAUCUCCAAGAGGUUCAACUGCAGGAUUGGAGGCUCAGAAAUCUCCAAGAGGUUCAACUGCAGGAUUGGAGGCUCAGAAAUCUCCAAGAGGUUCAACGGCAGGAUUGGAGGUUCAGAGAUCUCCAAGAGGUUCAACGGCAGGAUUGGAGGCUCAGAAAUCUCCAAGAGGUUCAACGGCAGGAUGGAGGUUCAGAAAUCUCCGAGAGGCUCAACAGCAGGUCUGGAGGUUCAGAAAUCUCCGAGAGGCUCAACAGCAGGUCUGGAGGUUCAGAAAUCUCCAAGAGGCUCAGUACCAACUCUUGAGGCUCCGACCUCUGAGGCCGCUCCGGAGGUCCAACUCCGGUCUAAGAGCUCGGCCCCGAGAGAGGGCGCUCAGCAGAACCGCCGCUCACUGAUCAAGUAUAUCAACGACCAGGAAGACACCCUGCCGGAGCUCUGUUCCAGCCCCGAGUCAGUCGAACUCAUCCAGGCCUCGGACACAGAGGAUACCCUCGACCUCAUAGGCUCCACGACAGACAAUGAGAGCGACUCCGACCUGGAGACUGUUCUCAACAUCACUGACCUGGACUCGCCUGACGCGGUGGGCCAGGAGCUGGAGCCCUUCAGGAAUAAAUCUCUUACUUCGAGUCGAACAAGGAUCAAUGUUGCGCACUCCAGGAGAGGGGAUGGUUAUAACACGGACCCUGAGCCUACCGUGGCUAAGGGUAAACAGAGCAGUAUUUACAUUGAAGAGUCGCCUAAUAUUAUCAUUGCUUUGUACGAUCACAUUAUGACCAUUCUGACGCUGCCUGACUUGUCUCUGGAUGAAUAUACAUCCCAAUCUGAAAGGGGGACUGAGGCAGACAAGACACCUGCUCGAUCACACUUAGACGUUUUGAAGACUGAGAAAUCCUUUCGUUGGAAGAAAUUACGACAUUUUAGACGUGUUCACAACCCCGCUAAGGAGACGAAGGAGGUCUGCUUGCAAUCACAGCCACACUUAAGAAAAAGUUUUCCUUGCAUGCUCUUUGACAGACUUGAACCGAACGCAAGUCGAGGCGGCAAGCACAUGUUACGUAGGAGAAUUUUGUCACUGAGGAGGAUUAACUUAUAUCAGAACCUCAUAUGA
This is a messenger RNA of Penaeus monodon (black tiger shrimp), 1351 nucleotides long. RefSeq lists its product as uncharacterized. NCBI's taxonomy places the organism in Eukaryota, Metazoa, Arthropoda, Malacostraca, Decapoda, Penaeidae. The coding region runs from base 47 to 1351 and encodes 434 amino acids. The transcript is spliced from 4 exons. The record is from RefSeq and is a predicted model, not a curated record.